Messenger RNA from Columba livia (rock pigeon), 1951 nucleotides. RefSeq names its product zygote arrest 1 like (gene ZAR1L). Bases 602 to 1519 code for a protein of 305 amino acids. The record is from RefSeq and is a predicted model, not a curated record. NCBI's taxonomy places the organism in Eukaryota, Metazoa, Chordata, Aves, Columbiformes, Columbidae. The transcript has 4 exons. Gene Ontology annotation, biological process: translation. Gene Ontology annotation, cellular component: cytoplasm.
CAAGCAGACUUCCCCUCACUGUGAAAGCCGUGGUUGUCCCAGCUACAGCUGAGUUACAUCUAUUAAUCUUCCCUGGGUCUUGCAGAGAUGUGCUACUUUUUGAGCACUGUUUACUUGUCAGGGUUUACACAGCUCUGUCAAGAUCUUCACCGAGUUACAUUCAGCCCUGGAUUUGUUAUUGCAGCUUCCAGCCCUGUGCCUGCAUUUCCUACCCAAAAGCGCAGGUGAAGGCCUCCCCGAGCAGAGCAAGAGCUGCAGGCCAGCUCUGUAGCGGCCCUGACUUCUACGAAGAUCUUAACGAGGGAGAAGGGAAAUCCUGUACCUGGUGGUGGAACAGGGGCUUCGUGGUCGGCAUGUCCGGGCUUCCCACAGCACAUCCCGGGAAACACAUCAGCCCCUGUUCCAGCUCACCCCUCGGGAAUAAGCUCUGGGAGCCCAGGUGAGGGCAGCCCCGCAGCCCUCCCCUUGCAAUCAACCCUCCCUUCCCCCAGCUGCCCCAACGGGCGGGGGCCAAUUUCCCCAUCAAUUAGCCGCAGCUCUGCAGCUAAGAUAAAGGCAGGGCAGGGAGACAACCAGGACCGACUUUUCUGCGGAUGUGAUCAUGGAGAGCUUUGUCUAUCCUCCCUUCGGCAAGUACCAGAGCUUCAGGGGCGGCCUCACGCCGAGCCGCAGCCGGGAGCCGGCGGUGAAGCAGCCCAGCUGGAAGCAAAACAAGAGCAGCAGCAUCAGCCCGUUCCUCGGGGGGCCUCUCUCCCCCAUGCCCUCCGAGUACCUGGACAGCUACCGGCGGGCGCAGUUCCAGGCCCUGCUGUCGCAGGUGAGCCCGGGGCUGAUGCCGCGGCUGCGCCGCGCCAACACCAAGGAGGUGGGCGUGCAGGUGAACCUGCGGGCUGACGCCGCCGUGCAGUGCUCGCUGGGGCCGCGCCUGCUGCCCCUCAGCCCCCCGCUCAGCCCCGCUGCGCUCCGCAUCCGCGGGCACCUCGCCCUCUACUCGCCCGUGCUGGACCGCCGGCUCUUCACGCUGCCUGAGGCCACCGGACCCCGAGAGAAGGACGAGGCGUCUGAAGCGACCCCCAAGGAGCAGAAGGCGGAGGAUGGUGGCGAAGAGCAGCAGGAGGGCCAGGCGGAGGCUGCUCUGUUGAGUGAGGAGACGGCAGAGACACCACAGGAGAAGGCUGCAGCCCCCAGGCGGCGAGCUGCCUUCCAGUUUCUGGAGCAGAAGUAUGGCUAUUUCCACUGUAAAGACUGCAAGACCCGAUGGGAGAGUGCUUACGUGUGGUGCAUUUCUGGAAGCAACAAGGUGUACUUCAAGCAGCUGUGUCGCAAAUGCCAGAAGGGCUUUAAUCCCUAUCGAGUGGAAGCAAUCCAGUGCCAGACCUGUUCAAAGACUCGUUGUUCCUGCCCUCAGAAGAAGAGACACAUUGAUCUCAAAAGACCUCAUCGCCAGGAACUUUGUGGCCGCUGCAAAGGCAAGAGGCUGUCCUGUGAUAACACUUACAGCUUCAAGUACAUUGUCUGAUCUGUGUGCCUUUUUCUGUUUUGACCUUUGUACUUUGUCAGUUUUUCAAUGUUUUGACCUUAGGCUUUUGACCUGGCAUUGGAUAAUGGAUAAUGAGUUUUGUAUUAUUUAUAAAGUAUUUAACUUAAUUGUAUAUAUGCUGUGAAUAAAGCUCAAAAAAAAGUUUGCACUAGUUUGUUACCCCAUUAGUUCUAUCUUGCUGUAAUGAAAGAGGAAAGUAUAUCUGGAAGGAAACAAUGUGUUUGAUUUCCUAAAAGAAAACAGGUUUUGUUUUCAGUCUACCUUUAGGGGAUGUGAAGAUUAAAACUGUGACAGCAAGUUCUUCCUUUUGUCAUUCAACCCCAACUAGCUUGGAAGAUUUGAAUAAAUAUUCUGGAGUAUAAAGUGUGGGUAAUGGAUCUGCAAGUGUGUCUUCCUGCUGCCUCUGUCAAA